This is a messenger RNA of Amphimedon queenslandica, 644 nucleotides long. RefSeq lists its product as uncharacterized. The record is from RefSeq and is a predicted model, not a curated record. NCBI's taxonomy places the organism in Eukaryota, Metazoa, Porifera, Demospongiae, Haplosclerida, Niphatidae. The transcript is spliced from 4 exons. Bases 20 to 577 code for a protein of 185 amino acids.
CUAGGAGUGAACUGUCAAGAUGGCCACUGGUGGAUCAGGAAGGGAUACUGGAUAUUAUGGAUUGUUAUUUUAUGAGGAGAAAGGUUUAAAUGAAUAUGUAGCAAUAUUUACUGUAACUAAAGAUGGAAGAACACUCGAUGAUUAUAUGAGAAGGAAGAACCCUGGAACUGAGUUUAAUCAAUUUAUCUACUUUACAUUUGACCAGCAGCAAGACUCUACACUUACAUCAAGAGGUGAUUAUAUUGAAUUAAAGUUUGAUACUCCACAAGUUAAGUCAACCACUGGAUGGAUUAUUAAACCUGACACAGUACCUUGUAGAAUAUAUAGAAGUGAUGUUGAUAAGGUUGGUACACCUGGUUAUCCUGACCCUCCCUCCUCCAGUAUAUCAGUACAUGCUACACCUGAUGCUGUUCUUAGACUAAAGUAUACUAUACCAGUGAAAGGUGUGGUGGAUACAGGUGGUGGUACAUUGUACAUUGGAAGGACAUUGAGAAGAGGUAAGAUAGAUGAGAGUGGGUGUGGUCUAGUGUUAAUAACCACACCCAUUACACUACUCCCAAUGCUGGUACUAAUAUAAUGAUAUUCAUACCUUCAGUAGUAUAAGUAUUGUAUUAAUAAAUAAUAAUUUAAUUGACCAUUGACAC